AUGCAGUUGCGUCUGGAGAAAUCUGAAAACGUCCACUUCCCAUCUAGAAUCCGCAUAAAAUUCGACAGUGUUCAUCUGCUUGAAGGGAUGCAGCUGAAGAGUGGAGCAUGGAGAACAACGGGAACUGAGACUAGGGCUGAGAACGAGCUCAUGCAACGACAACUGCAAACCGCCGAAUCCACACUGUCGCAGCUAAAUCAGGAAAUCGUCGAAACAGCAGCCGAACGUGAGAAACUGCGUGCCGAACGCGACGAGUCGGUAAUGUCGCUGAUCGACGCGCGGAAGAAGUUCGCUCAAUUCCAAACCGAGUUUGGUCGCGUAAAGGAAGAAAGAAAACAGACAGAGAAGCAGUUGCAACGAGUCUGCGAGGAACAGAAAUCCCUCCGAGUGACAGUUGACGAGCUCAGAGAAGAAAAGGCAAAUGCAGAGACGCAGAGUGCGAAUAGUGAGCGAGCACGACGAAACGCAGAAGCGGAGAGGAAUUCGUUGAAGGCACGAAUCGAAGCUUUGGAUGCAGAAUGUGAGGAGCUGAGGGAACGCUCGAGAUGUUCUGACGAUGCGGCUCGAAGACUGGCCUCCGGCGAACGUCGUCUGGCUGAGCAACAGACGCGGAUCGGCGAUUUGGAAGCCGAAAAUCGCACGCUUCAGCAGCAGAUGGAGCUCGAGUCGCAGAAAACUCAACGACUCCGAGAAGACCUUAUUACGGAAAAAUCAAAAGCGGCAGAGCUGGUGGGCAGGUUGCGAAGCGUUUGCGCAGCGAUUGCUCUGAACGGUGGCAAAAUCGAUGUGAACAUGGAUGAUCACCAGUUGAUCGAUUCAAUCGAUGACGUCAUCAUGGGAGCAUUGAGUGCCGCUAAACGUGAAGCAGACGCGUUGCGGUUGCAACAACACACGCAAAUUGCCGAGUUGAACGAUUUGAAGAGCGACAUCGAGAAAUUGAGGAGAAGCGAAAGUGUCUCGCUGAACGAAAGCGACGAUCGUGUCCGUGAGCUGUCCAAAGAGAACGUGUUCCUUGCACAGGAGAAGGUUCGAGAGCUUCAAAUUGAAGUUGCCGCUAAGAACAGUGAAAUCGCCUCGGCCAAGCGUGGAAUCGAGGAGCUCAGCCGAAACUCGACCACCGCAUCUGCAUCCAACACCGAAUUAGCGCGAUUGCAGGUGUCCUGCGGAAUCUUGCAAUUACAGGAAGAACUGCUUCGCGAGGAUAACGCCCAAUUACGAGUGCAAAUCGAUUUGGCGGAGAAAUCACGACUAAUCGCCAAAAAAGACGCUGAUUCACUGGCGGCGAUGCACCAGGCACUUCUGACCGAUCACGAUCGUCUCCAGAAUCUGCACGACCUGCUCACCCAGGACUACGAACGGGCUCGUCUCGAAAACGUCGACAUGAAAUCGAAGCUCAAGUCGCAGCGGCCGAUCGCUGUCAGUCAUUCACGUGAGUUGGACGAGAUGCGAACGGCUCUCGAGCAUGAGCGAACCGAGAGAGAUCGUCAGCUAAGAGCGUAUGCUGAUCUUCACAACGAGCAAGGGGCUCUGAAGAGAGAGCUGGAUCAGAUCAGGUUAGGUGCAUUAAUCUCAGACUUCACCCCACAAGUCGCUUAUCGUUGGUGCUUUAGGAAGGAAAACGAUUGCCUGUCAAGAAACUGCGAUGGUCUUGGUUCGGAAGUGAGAAAGUUGAAACUUGCCGAGCAAGCUCAACGAGCCACCGUCGAAGACCUGAUGUCGACGGUCGAGGAGCAGACGAAGAGCAUUCAAGCGAAGGAGCUCGAAAUUGCAAAGCUUCACAACGCCAUCGAGCUGCUGACCAAAGUGAAUCGGGUCUACGAGGAAGAGAGCAAAAAUCUAGGACGCCAGGUGGAAACGUUAUUGCACUACAAUCGAGAACUUCAAGAAAAAGCCCUCACUGAGAAGAACGUGGCGCAUCUCGAGCAGAAGCAAUUCCAGGACCGCCUGAACGCUCUCCAACGUCACAAAGAGAAACUGGAAGAGAAAAUUAUGGAUCAAUAUCGAUCGAUGGAAAGUAAGAAAUUGGCUGAGCGACAGAAACAACCCCUGGUGAAACGCGCAGCAAAGGCUUUGAUCAACAGGCGUCGUCCGUCGGUGCCAAGCGGUGGUUCGACAACCGAAGACAGCAGUGUGUACAGCGCCGAUGAAGGAUCGCCGCCACUCGUAAACGGUAAAUCCCUGCACAAAAACCGUGCCGCACCUGCAGACACCACUGCACAAAUCACUCAGACCUCACCAGCCAACACGGCUGCACCACCAGCACCAAAGGUCCUGGCACGCAGCGCCAUGUACGGUAAGGCGUCGCUGCGAUUGCCGUUGUCGUUUAAGAAACGCGCCACGUUUCGAAUUGACGAUUUCGAUCCGUUCCCACCAACGUGCUCCUCGUCUGAAGACCACGAUCGCAUCACUCCUCCUCAUGAAACGACCUGCACCCCGCAAGAAUCGAUCAACAAUGACUUCGUUCGUUUCCGUGGUGACGCCGUCGGCGGUUCACUGAGGGACUACUCACCUCGCAGGACCCUCGCACUCGAUCGCAUUUCCUGCAGUGGUGCGUACACCUUCGUUCAGACAACCGCUCCCCUUGAGGAUAAUGAAACACUUUUUUGUGUAGGUCCAGAAAGGUCAGCUGAUAGUCCGAUGAUUUCGGCUCUGCCACCACGAGCUCCCAUUCGAAACAGCGCUGCCACCGCUUCGUUGCGUACUCGCCCACCUCCACCGCCGUACUUCUCAAAUGGAAAGCAGAAACCGCCACCGUAUCCUGGUCGGACGUCAUCGACUGCCUCCUCCUGCUCCACCCCAUUACCUUCAUCAUUCGUGCCACAGUCUGCUUCAACACCCAAGAGCGACAAAGGGUCACCGGUUAAAGAGAUUGGGAAACCGUUGGACCUCGUCGUAGGUGAAGGCGAGCGCAGAACAUUCGUCAGGGAAAAGGAAGAACGUCUCGAUAAGGCGAUGAGCAUCUAUGAGAACGUGCAACAAGCCGAAGUACGAGCUAACGAGAGCACCGUGUGGUACGAAUACGGUUGCGUAUAG
Messenger RNA from Ostertagia ostertagi, 3033 nucleotides. NCBI's taxonomy places the organism in Eukaryota, Metazoa, Nematoda, Chromadorea, Rhabditida, Trichostrongylidae. The record is from the annotation of a GenBank genome assembly.